Messenger RNA from Notothenia coriiceps (black rockcod), 2225 nucleotides. RefSeq names its product spectrin beta chain, non-erythrocytic 2-like. Lineage: Eukaryota; Metazoa; Chordata; Actinopteri; Perciformes; Nototheniidae. Gene Ontology annotation, molecular function: phospholipid binding; protein binding. The transcript is spliced from 4 exons. Bases 684 to 1439 code for a protein of 251 amino acids. The record is from RefSeq and is a predicted model, not a curated record.
UCUGUUGAGAAGCCAUCGCUCUCUGUCACAGAUGCAAAAACCAUUGCUUUUUUUAUUCAUGUUUCAUCAGUGAGUCCCAUUGCAGUCUAACGGCAUGACGCAGAUUCAUGAGCAGGUUAUUCUCAUGGAUCAGUCGGCUGCUGUUCAUGUGCUCAUUCUGACCAGGACAAGAGUGGCUUUAGAUGUGAAGCCCGGAGUUGUAAUCGUGGUGAUAAAUGUAGCUGAUUUAUAUGUAGUUUGUUUAAGUCUUCCCCUAUAUGUGUGCACUUCCUGUGGUGAGUGUGAAAGUCCUUUUGGUGAAGUAAUGUGUAGAAAAGUAUCCUUAGCUGAUAGCACAGUACUUAUCAAUAAAAAUUGCAUUUUACUGUCUGUGGGCUUUUUGUGCAGGACUUUAGAGAGUUGAACUGUGUUUGAAAGUGUUCAUGUAAUUUGUGUCUGAGUUUCAUUUCCAGGUGCUUAAUGGAUCAUUUAAAUUUGACUUAAGAUAAAAAUGUUAUUCUAAGAAUAGUUAAAUGUACAUUGUGAGUAAUUUCCUUACGUUUUUGGAUAUGUUUUUCCUACCAGCUAUCCUUGUUAAGUGUAGCAUGCAUGUGUGGUUAUUUUAAUUUGACGUCUUACCCACAUGUAAGUACUGUAAUUGUGCUGUUUAGCAUCAGUGCAGUGUGUGAUUAUGUGGACCCGCUAUGCUGUUAUCUCAGCUAAUCAUACAGCGUCGUCACAGCGAGCGUCGUCAUGGCUUCUUCAUGUACGGCUGUGAAUGGCUGCUUUGCUGCUCGCUGCUUCCAUCCAGUCGUGUGUUGUUCCUCCUCCUCAUGUUCUGGUUUGACCCACAGGGCUCAGAAUCCGAGUCGAACGGACCCGGCAGAGACAGCGGGCUGGCGUCGUCUCGCCUCGAGCCCUCAGCCACGUUACCCAGCAGGGGGGGGGCCGAGUCCGAUCCAGACACCAUGGAGGGCAUGCUCUGUCGAAAACACGAGAUGGAGUCCCACAGCAAAAAGGCAGCUACCAGGUCCUGGCAGAACGUGUACUGCGUCUUAAGAAAAGGAAGCCUCGGUUUCUAUAAAGACGGAAAGAGCGCUAGCAACGGCAUCCCUUACCACGGAGAGGUUCCCAUCAGCCUCGGGGACGCCGUGUGUGAGGUAGCCAACGGAUAUAAGAAGAGGAAAUUUGUAUUCAAGCUCAGGCUCGGGGAUGGAAAAGAGUUCCUGUUCCAAGCAAAGGAUGAGGCGGAGAUGAGCGCCUGGAUCAGCUCCAUCAUCAGCUCCAUGCCCACGGGGUCAGGUGACUCGCCGGUGGGUCCGCGGGCCCUCAGCCGCGCCAUGACGAUGCCCCCCAUCUCCCCCAGCUCAGGGGAAGGGGGAGGAGUCACCAUGCGCAACAAAGACGGGAAAGACAAGGAUCGUGAAAAGAGGUUCAGCUUCUUCGGCAAGAAAAAAUAGAAACACUUUUAAAAAUCGAUGGAAACAACAUUUACAACUAAAUUUCAGCAAACAGAAGCAGGCAGAGAGUAAACUGCCCUCAGAUCAGCCCCGGGGGAUUCUCAACGUGGCUUUCAGAGAACUUUGUUCAAUUUUCCUUCUCUCUGAUUCUCUCCCUCGCCAAUUUUUUUUAUCCGUAAUUUAGUUUUUCGUUCACCAAAAUCAUAUUUCACAUUAAGCUGCACCCAACUAUGAAAGCCCUCAUCCAAUUUCAGCCGACCCGCUGAGAUUAUAAAUCUAAGUCAGUGUCGGGGGGUUUGGCAUUAACAGGGAUUCAGUUUCAAUCCACCAAAACGGCCUUCCUUCAACACGAAUAGUUUCUCUUCAGUGAGUCUUCACUAGCUGAGCCGUUUCCAUGACGAGCCGCUAAUAAAACAAUGGAUGGUGGCUUUCCACUCUGAUGCACACCGGUUUUAUUUCCCCGCUCUUAAGCGCUCUGUUUUUUUGGGAAGGAUCACAUCAGUCGCUUUUUCUGUUCUCGGUAUUGAUGUUAUUAACCUGACCGAUAUUUCUGCUGUUAUUAUUAUUAUUAUUAUUAUUAUUUAUCUUUUGCUAUUGCUGGUUUGAGAAAACAAAGUAAUUAAUUUUCCAGUAGAUAAUCUUGAUUCAUGUUGUGGAGAGAAACACUUUUGGUUAAACUAGUGGAGAAUGUUGGGCUUGCCCUUGUAUGUAUUAUUAUUAUUGAUUUCCUUUAGGAAUGACAGUUGAUGAGGUGUUUUGAGAAAAAAUAAAGCUCAUUGAAUUUUA